UAUGGAUAAUUUAGUUUAAAGAGAAAUAUAAAGAAUAUAUAUGGAGGUGGUAACAUGGAGAUAGUCUUUUUUUUUCAGACUAUUAAGAGACUUGGGCUAAAAACAAUUCGAUAUUUCAGACUAUUAAGUUUUUGGAUCCAAAUUGCCCUCUACGUUCUAUAUUAUUUCAACAUUUUCCAGAGAAAGGUAAGGAUUAGCAAGAUAAUUAUGUUGGAACCGAAGGGUAGUAUGGGAAGUAAGUAGGGAGGAAGAUAGGUGUAAAGUGUGGGUUUAAAGCUUUUUUCAUUAAUAUUGUUACCUUUUACUAAUUUCAUCAAUAAAUCUGGCUAAUUCUCACGUCAAUAGCUAGGGAACAGCUGGAGAAAACUUUGAUUUCUGUCCAUAUAUCAUCUUAUCGCAAAUCUGAAUUCUAAUUCCACCUCUCCCUCUCGGUUGUGUGGUUUGAGUGUAAGGGAGAGCGUGAGAGAGAUGCCUUGCUAUCACUCUGAAUCCCACCACUUGAUCUACAGAGAAGAGUUGAAAAAAGAUGGUCAUGAGAAGAAACUUCUUUGCUGGUGGUGCCAACAACCAAUAUGGGGUUCUGUUCACUAUUGUGUCGAAUGUGGUAAUCGCCCCGUUCACAACUACUCAUCAUCCAUCAAUCAUUGCUUGGACUUCAUAGAAGAGCAGGAAAAUGAAGACAACACGACAAUUGUUUGUGCAGUGUGUGACAACCUAGUAUUUGGUGCCGCCUACAGAUGCUCUGUCUCCGAAUGCAGAUUCCUAUCUCAUAAAUUAUGCACAGAGCUAUCUUAUAAGAUAAACCACCAUCUGCACUCAGACCAUACACUUUUUCUCAAAGGGCCAGGUAGAAAUCAUUGUGAUGCUUGUUUUAAGUCUCACCAUAAUUCUUUGUUUUACGAUUGUAAUUCUUGUGAAUUCCAACUAGACAUCAAAUGUGCUAACCGCUUGCCAAUUAAUCCUAAUGAUUGUCACCAUGAGUUCUUUCCCAUCCAAAAGCCAAUCCAGUUCAAUUGCGAAGUUUGUGGAGAAGAAAUCAAGAACAUCGUCAACCUAUGUAGUAUCUGUACACUCUUGGUUCACAAAAGAUGUGUUGAAAUUCCACGCAUCGUCCAAAUUAAGCUACACAAUCACUUUCUCACUCUCACCUACUCUAUUCCUGAAAUCGAGAAGCAUGAGGACAUGUUCUGUAGAAUGUGUUAUGAAAAGGUGAAUACAAAAUAUGCAAUUUACUAUUGUCACGAAUGUAGGUAUGUUGCCCAUGUGAAAUGCGUAAAACGUUUUAGGAAUUUGUAUGGGGAGUUGUAUUUGGACGGGAAGUGGUUUGUAACUAGUGAUUCAAUGCCCAGCGAAUUCGUUGGCCAUGCAACUCAUUUGAUCAAGGCACUCAAUCAAGUAGAGGACGAAGGACCUCAUCAUGAGGAGAUUGAACAUUUCAGUCAUCAACAACAUAAGUUAAUCCUCACUUAUGAUCAGGUUAAUGAUGAUAUGCUUUGUGAGGGGUGUAAGGAAUUCAUAAUUGCGGUUCCAUUUUAUAGCUGUAUGCAAUGCAACUUCUUUAUUCAUGCUCGAUGUACUAAACUUCCCACAAGGAUUGAGCAACACCGACUUCACCACUUUCACCCGCUCACCCUCCUCCCACGGGCACCUACCAAGAGUGGCGUGUUCUUUUGUGAUAUUUGUUCUCGCCAUCAUCGUGGCUUCACCUACAAAUGUGUCCGUCCUGGGUGUUGGGAGGGCACAACCUUUGAUGUUCAAUGUGGUUCAAUUCCGGAAACCCUUAAACACGAAGGUCAUCAACAUUCUCUUCACCUUCCUCUCGAGCAUUCUAAUAAUAGAAAAUGCAAAGCUUGUCCAAAGGACAACGAGAAGUCUGUAUUUGUAUGCACCAAUUGCGAUUUUGCCUUGGGAAUCAGAUGUGCAAAUCUUCCACUAGUAGCAAGGCAUAGAUAUGAUACACAUCUUCUCAAGCUCACUUACAGUACCAUUAUAAAAGAUUCUGGAGAAUAUUAUUGUCUAAUUUGCGAAGAGGAAAGAAACCCAAACCACUGGUUUUAUUACUGUAAAGAAUGCAAUUUCACUGCUCACCCUGAAUGUGUUAUUAGGAACGAUCCAUGCAUCAUGAUUGGAAAUACUUAUAUAAGUGAAUAUCAUGCGCAUCCGCUCACUUUUGUCCAAAAGACUGAACACUCUUCAUGUAAGGGCUGUAUGAAGCUACUUAAUGACGUGGCCCUAGAAUGUAGUCAAUGCAAAUUUAGUGUCCACCUUCCUAGGCCUUACUUCCCUGAUUGUUUGUGGAUGCUAAGUGAAUGGGGAAGGAGGUAGAGUGCUGUAUAAAGAGAACUGGUCUCACGUGGAGCAUCUUGGUCUUCAAUCUUCUAAUGAGGAAGCAAAGCUGGUUUUUGGAGGCGCUGAGGGCAAGGAAUGAACAUCUAUAUACUGAUGGUUAUAUGAAGAAUCUCCCACUUCUCCAUUUAUGAGUAGAUUGCUGUCAUUGUAUACCCGACCGUAGUCUACAUAUGAAUUCAAAUGAUUCCAACUCUUUUUUGCUUGUAUAGUUAUCCUUACUACCUAGUGGAAACUUGGCAGUGCCUUAUUCUUACCAUAUCUUUUUUGUUAAUUAUUUUGGGAGAAUUUUUUAUGGCUAAUCUUCAAGUUUAUGCAUC
This is a messenger RNA of Corylus avellana, 2666 nucleotides long. RefSeq lists its product as uncharacterized. Lineage: Eukaryota; Viridiplantae; Streptophyta; Magnoliopsida; Fagales; Betulaceae. The record is from RefSeq and is a predicted model, not a curated record.